AUGAUCAACCCUAGCAACAACGAUAACCUCACUUCCCUUUCCUCCUCGUCGGAUGAUGUUGCCAGAAACUUCAUUUCGCGGGGACUAAUUUUCUUGCAAGAUAUUCAAAUUUUAGAGCUUCUCCUUGCCCUUCUGGUCUUCGUUGCUAUACAUUCUCUAAGGCAGAAAAAGCAUUGUGGCCUGCCUGUAUGGCCGUUUCUAGGCAUGCUACCAUCUUUGGUUUCUGGUCUUCAAGGCAACAUGUAUGAAUGGAUUUCCGACAUACUUUGCGAUCGAAAUGGGACUUUUGAAUUCAAAGGUCCAUGGUUUAGUAGUCUCAAUUGUGUAGUGACUGCAGAUCCAAGAAAUCUUGAGCAUCUUCUCAAGACCAAGUUCCCUAAUUACCCCAAAGGCCAAUAUUUUCGCGACACAGUGGGUGAUCUUCUCGGUGGAGGAAUAUUCAAUGCUGAUGAUGAGAAAUGGCAUAGGCAAAGAAAGACAGCAAGCAUUGAGUUUCAUUCAACAAAGUUCAGGCAAUUAACUACUGAAUCAUUGCUUGAACUUGUCCAUUCUAGGCUCUUGCCAGUCCUAGAAAACGCAGUGAACAACUCAACAGCCAUUGAUAUACAGGAUAUUCUGUUGAGGCUAACAUUUGAUAAUGUCUGCAUGAUAGCAUUUGGGGUUGAUCCAGGAUGUUUGCGUCCGGGUUUGCCUGAUAUACCAUUUGCUAGAGCCUUUGAAGAUGCAACAGAAGCUACUUUGCUACGUUUUGUUACACCAACAUGCAUAUGGAAAGCUAUGAGAAAAUGUCAUAAAGACAAGAAAAAAGAACUUUCAAUGCAAAGUGAGGAUGAUAGCAUGAAGCAGAGGUCAGAUCUUUUAACAGUGUUUAUGGGGUCAAAAGAUGAGAAUGGGAAUCGAUUCUCAGACAGGUUUCUGAGAGAUAUUUGUGUAAACUUUAUUCUUGCUGGCAGAGACACUUCUUCAGUGGCAAUGAGUUGGUUCUUUUGGCUUCUUGAUUCACAUCCAACAGUAGAGGAGAAAAUCGUUUCCGAAAUAUGCAAGAUAAUUGGUGAGAGAGAGGAUUUGAACACCAAAGCUCCAAUAGUGUUUAGGCCAGAGGAGAUCAAGAAGAUGGACUAUUUGCAAGCUGCUUUAUCUGAGGCCUUGAGAUUGUACCCUUCAGUGCCAGUGGACCAUAAGGAGGUUGUCGAGGAUGACAUUUUUCCUGAUGGGACUGUACUAAAGAAAGGAACAAAAGUAAUCUAUGCAAUAUAUGCAAUGGGAAGAAUGGAGGCAAUAUGGGGAAGUGACUGCAGGGAGUUUAAGCCAGAAAGAUGGUUAAGAGGCGUCGAUGGACGGUUCAUGAGUGAAUCAGCCUACAAAUUCACUGCUUUCAAUGGUGGUCCUCGACUAUGCUUAGGAAAAGACUUUGCUUACUAUCAAAUGAAAUCUGUUGUGGCAUCAAUCUUGUGUCGCUACCAUGUGAAGGUGGUGAAGGAUCAAGUUGUGGUGCCUAAGCUUGCUUUGACAAUGUACAUGAAGCAUGGCUUGAAGGUGAAUCUAGUUAAACGGGAGGAGUCUGAGCUUCAAAAGUACCUUCAUGUCUAG
This is a messenger RNA of Dovyalis caffra, 1590 nucleotides long. The record is from the annotation of a GenBank genome assembly. Lineage: Eukaryota; Viridiplantae; Streptophyta; Magnoliopsida; Malpighiales; Salicaceae.